Molecule: messenger RNA, 1164 nt
Organism: Ruditapes philippinarum (Manila clam)
Lineage: Eukaryota; Metazoa; Mollusca; Bivalvia; Venerida; Veneridae
Biological process (GO): negative regulation of apoptotic process
Source: RefSeq, a predicted model, not a curated record
AAAAGUCAACGAACGCAGUGAGGACGGAAAAAUAAAAAUCACCACAGCCUGGACUUUAAACCUUGGGUCAAGCCAGUUUCGAGUUUCUUUUUCUCGAGACAAUUUGCACGUAUGGAUUAAUGGUAAAGCUGUUGAAACAACGAGUUAUAUUACAGACAAGGGGUAUGAUGUGGACCUGUUUUUCUCACUUGAGGGUAUGGAAGGACAUAUAUACAGUGAUGUUGAGGGUAAUGAAAUGAUGAAUUAUUUGUUGUUAGAUGGAGACAUCAAAGGCACUGAUUACCAAUCCGAAGAAGGAAAAUGACAAUGGACGUUCAGAAACAUAUAAAACAGUUAUAUUGUAGUAUCAUAUUGUAACACAAUACGCUAAAGUCAAACAUACAUGAUUUGCAUAAAACAAUUGUUAUUUAAAUAAGAAUGUAGAAAAAUCUCAAUAAAUGAAAUGACUGUUGACAAUUAGAAUAGACAUGGUAAAAAUUCUCAAUCUGCGACAAAUAGUUAAAGUUAAAUAACGCAGAGUGGUAGGUUCUGAUCCAGAAAAACAUGAACACGAUUGUCAGUGUUUUGAAAAAUAUUUUUUCAUAAAACACAAAUAACUAGAACUAAUUUAUACCUCUAUAAUGUUACUUAGCUGCUUAUUACUGUAAUACUCCAGGUCAAAACUAACGGUAUGCAUUGCAACAACGUCUUUCAAAAUCUGGUAAAGUUAAAUACAAUACAUGUACUAAUUGUCUUCUUUACACGAUUUAUUUAUGUUAAGGAGUAUCUCAACUUACUCAAACAACUUGUAUUGUCUUAGCAAAAUCAGAACAUACAUGUAUAAAUAUGUUUCGAUGUCAUUGAAUUUUUGCAUUGCUUUUCAUGAAUUUAAAAACAUGGUUGAUAUAAUGGUAGGACAAUUCUGAUCAUCUACGAAGGAAACACAACUUGAAUUAAUAAACUUUCUUUAACACUUAAGUAGAUAGUUGAAAGAAAGAAAAUGAACGAUAACAUUUUAAUGCUAAAAUACGUGUGAUUGCUAUAUUAUUUUAACUGAACAAUUUCCACAUCGGAAUAAUUCAUUAAUGUCUUUUGUUUUGACGCGAUAAAGAAGUUAAAUGUUGUCUUAGUAUGUAUUUAAUUGCAUUGUGAUAGAUUUGUGAAAUAAACUUAUAUAUAAAUGUA